This is a messenger RNA of Spodoptera litura, 3477 nucleotides long. It is a transcript of the gene Gycalpha99B, whose product is annotated as guanylate cyclase 1 soluble subunit alpha 2. Gene Ontology annotation, molecular function: guanylate cyclase activity; heme binding. The record is from RefSeq and is a predicted model, not a curated record. Gene Ontology annotation, cellular component: guanylate cyclase complex, soluble. Lineage: Eukaryota; Metazoa; Arthropoda; Insecta; Lepidoptera; Noctuidae. Gene Ontology annotation, biological process: cGMP biosynthetic process; response to oxygen levels.
UCGCGUCCCAAAUAAAUUACACAAUUUUAUCUGUGUCUAUAAUCGUGUUAGUGUUUAUUUAAAUUAUAUUUUAAAACUAGUGUUGUGUCUUACGUGACUGUUUUUUUUUUCUGUUUUAUUUUUUUUUAUUUGUGUGGCUUCACAAAGUUGCUGGACAGAUACUAAACUGAAUACCAAACCAAUGACUUGAGAACACCGAAUUCCACCAUGACGUGUCCGUUUCGCCGAGCGUCCUCUCAACAUCAGUUCGCAAAUGGCAGUGGAUCCAGUGCAAAGAAACCAGAAUUCAGAUCCCGACAGUCCUCGGUACACCUUCCAGGACCUGAAGAGGAAGAUGGAGAGAGAAACACCCUCACACUCAAAAACUUGAGUGAAGCUCUCCAACUCCUCACAGCACCUUCGAAUGAAUGUCUACAUGCAGCAGUGACAGCUCUAACGAAAAAUCAAGCGGAACACUAUGACAAAUAUCAUUGUUUACGAAGACUUCCCGACGACGUUAAAACGUGUAGGAAUUACGCGUACUUGCAGGAAAUUUACGACGCGGUACGGGCUACGGACAGUGUUAGCACUAAGGAUUUUAUGGCAAAAUUAGGAGAAUAUUUAAUUUUAACAGCAUUUUCACAUAACUGUCGACUGGAGAGAGCGUUUAAAUGUUUAGGCACCAAUUUGACUGAAUUUCUCACUACUUUAGACAGCGUGCACGAUGUUUUACAUGAUCAGGAUGAUGCCCUAAAAGACGAAACAGUGGAGUAUGAAGCAAAUUUCGUUUGUACCACGUCACAGGAGGGAAAGAUUGAGCUUCAUUUAACGACAGAGAGCGAACCUGUCGCCUACCUUCUUGUUGGCAGCUUAAAAUCAAUAGCAAGGCUGUUAUAUGACACACAAACGGACAUAAGACUGACGAGUUAUACUAACGAUCCUAGAAGAUUUAAGUACGAAAUAAACGCAGUACCAUUACAUCAAAAGUCAAAAGACAGCGAUUGUGAGCAAUCAGAAGCAUCAAGUAUCGCUACUUCGACAAAAGUGACGGACUUGAAGAUCGGAGUGGCUAGCUUCUGCAAGGCAUUUCCUUGGCAUUUCGUCACUGACAAACGGCUGGAACUCGUGCAGUUAGGUGCUGGUUUCAUGCGACUCUUCGGCACCUACUUAGCGUCCCACGGCUCCUCGCUUGGCACCUACUUCAGAUUGCUUCGACCAAGAGGUGUUCCCCUCGACUUUCGUGAGAUCCUCAAGAGAGUUAAUACUCCUUUUAUGUUCUGCUUGAAGGUACCUGGAUCUUCUUCACCAGCUGAGGGUCUGGAGAUCAAGGGUCAGAUGGUAUUCUGCUCUGAGUCAGACUCUCUCCUGUUCGUUGGGUCACCAUUCCUGGAUGGACUUGAAGGUCUCACUGGCAGGGGUCUCUUCAUAUCAGAUAUACCACUGCAUGAUGCCACGAGAGAUGUCAUUCUGGUUGGCGAACAGGCUCGAGCUCAGGACGGCCUCCGCAGACGCAUGGAUAAGCUGAAGAACUCAAUAGAAGAAGCCAGCAAAGCGGUUGACAAGGAGAGACAAAAGAAUGUUAGCCUUCUGCAUUUAAUAUUUCCACCCCAUAUAGCCAAGAGACUGUGGUUAGGUGAGAAGAUCGAAGCAAAAAGCCACGAUGACGUCACAAUGCUGUUCAGUGAUAUAGUUGGUUUUACAUCAAUAUGUGCUACUGCUACUCCUAUGAUGGUGAUCGCUAUGCUUGAAGACCUAUACAGCGUGUUUGAUAUAUUCUGCGAGGAACUUGAUGUUUAUAAGGUGGAAACAAUAGGCGAUGCAUACUGCGUGGCAAGUGGAUUACAUCGUAAGAUAGAUACUCAUGCGCCACAGAUUGCUUGGAUGGCAUUGCGCAUGGUUGAGACGUGUGCCCAGCAUUUGACGCACGAAGGAAACCCCAUAAAGAUGCGCAUAGGCCUUCACACUGGUACAGUACUAGCUGGAGUGGUCGGGAAGACUAUGUUGAAGUACUGUCUAUUCGGACACAAUGUCACGCUUGCCAACAAGUUCGAGUCCGGCUCUGAACCCUUGAAGAUCAACGUCAGUCCGACUACUUAUGAGUGGCUAAUAAAAUUCCCGGGCUUUGAGAUGGAGCCUCGGGAUCGUUCGUGUCUACCAAAUUCGUUCCCAAAGGACAUCCCGGGAACGUGUUAUUUUCUUCACAAGUAUUUACACCCGGGCACCGACCCUGCUGCCUCCCAGGUCAAGCAUAUACAGGAUGCCUUGAAAGAUUUCAACAUUGGUCAAACCAAACCAGAUGACAUAGAAAACGACGAAUCCAGUGGAGCAACUGAAUCUCAAAACUAAAAUUCCAAAAUCAAAACAGAAUUAAUUGUAAAUAUUUUUCUCAUAAAUCACUUUGUUCAACAAUUUGUUUCAUGUAAAAAUUACACUUAAAUGUUUUAAUACUCUUAGUGUUUUAAGCGUUUUUCCUUUGACGUCGUUACGUAAGAAUUUUGUGGCUAUGUUGUUGAAACUGAUUGCUUUCUUAUAGAUGUAAUUUAGUACUAAAUAAUAAUUACUAUGAUGAUAUUGCGUACAUAUUUAUUUAAUGAUGUAUAGCGCAUUUUAUUCACUAAUAGUGACAUUAUUGGAAUGUUUGUAUGUAUUAAAAUAAUUUUGGAAUCUGUACCUGUUAAUAUUGUUAGGUAUUUAGAUGUGUAUUUCUUAUAAAUACAUUUAUUUUCUCUUUAUGCUUUUGGAAAACAAAAUAUCUUUCGCAGAUGAAACUAUCUUUUUCUAGAUUCGUUUUAAAGCUUGAAUCGGUAUUACCUAGAUCCAAAAAUUUAAAUAAUAUUUCGGUCAGUUCGGUUCUCUUUUUAUUUUUUGCUUUAUAUGUAUAAAAAGUGAUUUUGUUAUCCAAAGUAGAGAUUUUUUAAUAUAAAUCCCAAGACGGUUUAGACCCAACUCAUAUAAUCCGUAGUUCACAUAACUAUUUCAUAUUUGUACCAACACAUUUUCAUAUAGAAGUAAUUUAUAGUGAUCUGUGUGAAGCUUUACUAUAUAAUCUUAAGAAAUAUGUACAUACAUUUGAACCUGGGAUAAUUACGACUUACAUAGAUAGUAAUGCGAUGCUGUAGAUAAAAAUAAUUGUAUAAUAAAUACGUGUUUUGCUUCUAGAUAUAACUCGUUCAAAUUACAUAAUAAUAGAAAAAAAAAACAUUAUAAGUACAUAAAAUAUAAAGAUUGAAUUCGUAAUAGAAAAUAGUUGCAGCAGAUAUUUGUAGCAUUUUUUCUGAUUAAUGUAGCAUUUUUUUGGCUUGGUAACAUUAAUAGGCUUGUUUAAAAAAUACAACAAUGUUUUAUGAUUUGUAGCGAUGUUAGAUUCUAAAUUCAAUUUAAGACAUCUAUCGUUUCAAAUUUCGAAUAAUGCUAACGGUUUUUCAUGUUCGCCAUUUUGUUUUUAUUUCAAAUUAUGAUUUGUUUUCUUAGUACCUAUCUCGAUGCUAAGAUUUUCGA